This is a messenger RNA of Knipowitschia caucasica, 1323 nucleotides long. The record is from the annotation of a GenBank genome assembly. NCBI's taxonomy places the organism in Eukaryota, Metazoa, Chordata, Actinopteri, Gobiiformes, Gobiidae.
AUGGAGAGUGAAGUGGAGCUGAGCGGGGACAGAGCUGAGAUGCAGCUGACUGGUCUGGGACUGACUGAUGUUGGAGGCCAAAGACUGAGGUACGGGGGUCCGGGCCUCACCAGCCCACAGGAGUACAACCAGUGGCUGCCAUUUCGACAUGAUGCCACUCUGCUGCCCAUGAAGGAGGACCUGGCCCUGUGGCUCAACAUUAUCAUGGAUGUGGACCUUACAGCUGAGAGCCUGAUGGACCGUCUGGACAAUGGCGUUCUCCUCUGUCAGCUGGCACAGGCGCUGCAGGACAAGAUGAUGCAGGCGAACAACAGCAAGCCCUUUGUCAGGAGAGUCAUCCACUGGAGACCUGACGCAACUUCAGGAUCAUUUUUUGCCAGAGACAACACAGCCAACUUCCUCUACUGGUGUCGCAAAAUCGGUGUUGACGAAGCAUAUCUUUUUGAGUCUGAGGAUUUGGUCCUGCAGAAGCAACCUCGGGAAGUGUGUUUGUGUUUGGUAGAGCUGGGGCGGAUUGCAGCCAGGUUUGGUGUGGAGCCUCCGGGUCUGGUGAAGCUAGAGAGGGAGAUUGAGCGAGAGGAGGCCGGUUUGUCGCCUUUGUCCCCGUCGUCUUUUUUCCCCCCUGCUUCGUUCAGUCCUCCUCCAGCUCCAUCACCUCCACCCAUCCCCCCAACCCCUGCUGUAACUCUCAUAUGUCCACCUGAACCUGAACUUGAACCUCAACCUCAACCUGAGCCUGAACCAGUCCCCAAACCUCCUGAAACGACAUCCAGUGCGACCCAGACCCCCGUAUUCAUCCCUCUAAGCACCACGACCACGCCUGCUGCACCGCUGCCAGCUCCAUCUCUGUGUCUCAUCCCAGUGCCUGCUGCCCGAGUCUCUGCACUAAUCAUCCAGUCUGCCCCUGUAACACCCACCCCAGCCAAGGCCCCAGGAGCCCCCAACAAAUCUACUAAAAGACGAAGCACAAGCACCAAAAAUCUUUUGGAUGACAUUGUUCGAAACAUUGUGGAGGAUCCUCCUUGCGCAUGUCCCACCCGGUUUCCAGUUGAAAAGCAGCCAAAAGGUUGUUAUCGUAUUGGGGAUAAAGUUCUCUACAUCCGUAUGUUAAACGAGCGCCACGUGAUGGUGCGUGUGGGGGGAGGAUGGGAGACCUUCUUGGGGUAUCUGCAGAAGCACGACCCGUGCAGAGCGCCCAGACCUGAGCCCAGAGUCUGCCGGGUCAAAACCACAUCCCUGCAGUCGUCUCCAGACAGCUACAUGGUGGUAGGAGCCCAUUACCGAAACAAGAAGGAGGGUCAAGUAAAGGCAAUGAAGUUAUAG